AUGCAGUGGUUACAAUUGGCACAAAUUUUAAUUGUGAAUGCAUUAAUAAAUUAUGCAUAUGCCCAGGAAAUGAAUAAAAACGACACGAAAUACUCCUUGCCUGUAAUUACAUCAGAUUUAAAGAUAGCCGCGGAUUUGGGACACCGUAUAAUAAAAAAGGGAGGUAAUGCAGUUGAUGCAGCUAUCUCCACUACAAUUGCGGUUGGCGCUAUAAACUCAUUUGCCUCUGGACUUGGCGGGGGAGGAUUUUUACUUAUUUAUUUGCCGGAUGGGCAGUGCUUUGAAUAUAACUUUCGGGAGAGAGCUCCCAUGUCUGUAAACAUUAAAAACUACACAAAUGCCAAGGAUUCUAGACUAGGAAGAAAGGCUGUGGCUAUUCCCAGUGAAAUUUUAGGAUUAUUUACCGUACACAGCAACUAUGGGGCCCUUCCCUGGUGCGAACUCUUUCCAGAAAUAAUUGAGAUGCUCAGAAGCGGAUUCCACGUGCCUCGGAUACUUUCGGAAAAGCUCAAAGAGUUUGAGCAUAUAAUCAGAAGUGAUAAAGGAUUAUCUGAUACGUUUAUUAAAAAUGGCAAGGUUGCAUCUGAGAAUGAUAUUCUUACUCGCCCAAACCUUGCAAACACUUUAGAAAUACUUGCCACAGACCCAAGCAGCUUCUACUUUGGGUCUGUGGGAAAGUCUCUUCUUUCAUUCAUUAAUGAAGAUGGCGUAAUAAUUACUCCAGACGAAUUUAAACAAAUUCACGUCAUUAAGAAGAGCGUAGUGCCCAAAGUAGUAAAUAAUACUCGCGUAUAUGCACCUUCUUUGCCUACAACAGGAUAUAUGUUGGGUUUAGCCAUGUCCGUUUUUGAUAAGCUUAAAUUAGACAAAAAUACAACAGAAGAGGAAUUGCAGGUAUAUUUAAUAAAAAUAUAUAAUGAGCUUUACUCCAUACGCACUCAGCUAGAAGACCUUCAGGAUGAAACAAAAAACAUUAAAAGUCUUAUGUGCCACACACAGCAGAAAGUCGUAGAUCAAAUUGUUCGGAAUAUAAACGAGAAGAAGCCCUUCACCCCACAUAAAAACAACCUAGCAGAAGACCAUGGAACAACACACAUAAAUGUGAUGGAUGCACAGGGUAUGAUGGUAGCGCUCACAUCUACAAUUAAUAACUACUGGGGUGCAGGACUAAUGGACCCAGUGACUGGUAUAAUUCUAAACAACCAAAUAGACGACUUUGCAUUUACUGAAUUUUCUACUCUCAAUGGAAUUUCAUCCAGUAGAUCUGGCAAGAACCACAUUAUGCCGUUUAAACAGCCACUUUCAUCUGCCAUGCCCGCCUUUAUUAUGAAAGACAGCGAUAUAUACCUACUUGGUGCAUCUGGUGGCAUUAGAAUACCCACAGCCGUUAUUUCUACUUUAGCAAGAAUAUUUAUUAGUAGCAGCACAAUCAAAGAAGCCAUAUUACACCCUAGACUGCAUUACCAAGGAGGACACAUGAUAAAGCUAGAAAAUAAAUAUACACAUAAACUGCCCAAUAUGGGAAUAAACUGGAAUGUAAUCAAAGACAAACAAGGCGAAAUAUCCUCAUGUGUUCACAUAAUAAAAUACAAUACCAUAGAUAAAUUUGCAGUAGCAUCAUCUGAUGACAGAAAGCGUGGCGCAGCUGUUGGUAUUCCAUUCGAAGAUUCAGAAUUCUCUAGAGAUAAAAACGAAAAUUUAACCAAAAAGAGAACACAGAGUUAUCAGUUCGUAACUCUGCCAUAUACGCUUACAUUCUACAGAAAUCACAACAAAUACUAGACCUUGCAUAUACAUACUUUUAUUCUUAAUAAUAACUACACCUCCCAUAUGUAUAUUUUGAGUUUAAUUUCGGAUUAUACCCAUUGCUCAGAAAAGUAUACAAAGAGCUACUGGCGUGCUUGAAUUUCUGGAUUAACUAUCGAAGCCUUCUUAAACAAUUGUAUUUAACCUUUGAGCAUUCCGAUAUUUAGGAUUUGAAAUUUAAA
Messenger RNA from Nematocida parisii ERTm1, 1988 nucleotides. RefSeq lists its product as uncharacterized. The record is from RefSeq and is a predicted model, not a curated record. Gene Ontology annotation, molecular function: glutathione gamma-glutamate hydrolase. The transcript has a single exon. NCBI's taxonomy places the organism in Eukaryota, Fungi, Microsporidia. Bases 1 to 1782 code for a protein of 593 amino acids. Gene Ontology annotation, biological process: glutathione catabolic process. Gene Ontology annotation, cellular component: plasma membrane.